CCACUUACACACCUUCAACAGCCAGUAAACAUGGUCUCCUUUCAGUGUGACGGAUGUGCCGACACGGUCAAGAAGCCGCAGCUCGACAAGCACCGGCAGCGUUGCUGGGCGUCGUUCACCUGUCUUGACUGCUCGACCACAUUCCAGAACCAGGAGUACAAAUCGCACACUUCGUGCAUCAGCGAGGCCGAGAAGUACCAGGGAGCUCUCUACAAGGGACCCCGCAAGGGCCAGCAGCAGCAACAGCCGAGCAACAACAACUCGGCCAAGGCCACUCCGGCGACUUCCUACACCAACACUCCGGCCGACUCGCCAGCGCCAUCAGAGUCGGGUGCCAGCGGCAUUCACCCUUCGCGCCUGAACCAGAUGCAGAGCGCCGAGCCCCGCGGCUCGUUCUCGCCACGGGGGCGUGGAGCCUUUGCCCAGCGCGGCCGGGGAGGCUUUGGCGCUGGACGAGGGGGCUACGUCAAGGUCUCGAUUACUGGCGAGAAUAGGGCGGUCCCCGAGAGCGGCAUGAGACAGUGGGGCUCGGCCCCAGCUUCGGACAACGAGUCAACACCCGCUCCCGCGCCUGCCUCGAGCGGUGAGCCCGAGAAGAAGAAGAAGCGGAAGGGCGGUGACAAGGGCGGAACCGGCUCAAAAGCCAACUCCAAGUCGAAGCCCGCUGUGCGCGCUCCAGUGGAGGAGCCUCAGGCUGCUGAGCCUUCGGCCAAGAAGCGCAAGUUUGAGGAUGGCGAGGCGUCGACUGCCGCCAGCGCUUCGUCCACACCAGCACCACCAUCGGACAAGACGCUCAAGAGGUUGAAGAAGCACAUGUCCAAGCUCGAGUCCUCGUCGGCCGAGGGCAUUUCAUUGUCACAGUGGCUGGAGCAGGUCGCUCAAGGCAAGGAGAAGACUGUGGACCAGUCGGACGUCCUGGCAGGUCUCAAGGUCGCCUUCACUGGCGGCAAGUGGCAACUUACAGUGUAACAAGUAGCAUGC
This is a messenger RNA of Vanrija pseudolonga, 981 nucleotides long. It is a transcript of the gene SPBC215.06c, whose product is annotated as UPF0743 protein. The transcript is spliced from 3 exons. The coding region runs from base 31 to 969 and encodes 312 amino acids. Gene Ontology annotation, cellular component: nucleolus. The record is from RefSeq and is a predicted model, not a curated record. Gene Ontology annotation, biological process: rRNA processing; negative regulation of transcription by RNA polymerase II. Lineage: Eukaryota; Fungi; Basidiomycota; Tremellomycetes; Trichosporonales; Trichosporonaceae. Gene Ontology annotation, molecular function: DNA binding.